UGCUCAGGUGUGUCAGAGUUAAUUAACCUAAAUAAACGUAUGAUUAAUGUUAGGCUGCUGUCAGUAGGUCGGUUUGAGCCGUGCGUGUGUGUGUGUGUGUGUGUCUUCCAGUAAACUCUCCUCCCAGGCUCUCCCUUCCUGCUAGACGAGCCACUCUCUCACUUCCUCUUACCUGUAAGACUUUGGACCUGGUUGGUUUGUUUUGAUAGAGACGCACUGGGUUCACUAAUAAAGCCUGCAAGUGUAAGUGUGUGUGUGUGUGUGUUUGUGUGUGUGUGUGAGAGAGAGAGAGAGAGAGAGGAUGACAUCAAUCCAUUAUAAUUUGCGUAUGAGUCUCCAUAAAUAGUGUUUUGGUUUUUUAAAUAACAACAAUAAUGAAAUGCAGGUGAAGGUGUUUGGUGUGUGUGUGUCUGUGUGUGUCUACUCUUUGUCUUUCAGGUUUUCCCACGGACUCAGGCACUAGCUGGAGGCGGUCCUAGAGGCGGAGCUUCACUCUGCACGCGCCGACGCUCUUGUCAGGUUUCAGGAGUUCAUUAUUCACCUUACCUGAGCGCGGUUGUUGCAGUCUCGGCACGAGCUCUAAAUCGUGUACGCUUGUGUGUGGUGAUCGUCGGAGUGUGGUCAGCAUGUCGGACAUUACGUACGAGCCACCGGACUUUAAGGACAUGGGCGAAGAGGAGCUGUGGGAUCUGAUUAAUGACAACCGGCACGCGAUCUCUCUGGGAGUGCGCCCGUGCAUGCUCAUUCCGUACCUGCGGCAGGCGCGCGUGCUCAGCGACCUGGACGAGGACGAGAUUCUCUCGUGCCUCAAGUUCACCAACCGCAGCAUGAGGACCAGUCACAUGCUGGAUCUGCUGCGUAUUCAGGGGCGUAACGGAGCUGUGGCUCUGCUGGAGGGUCUGAUGAUCCACUACCCCAACCUCUACACCCAGGUCACGGGCCGCAAACCCAGCACCGAGCCCAGCCGCUUCAGUGGGUUGAUUAAGUACUCGGAGCUGACAGAGUAUUUGGUUCGGGCCGUGACGGGGAUGCAGAAGGAGCUGCAGGCGGAGCGGGAGGAAGCGGCGCAGCUGCGCUCGCAGUGUUGCAGCCUGCAGACGGAGCUGACGCGAGCCACACAGCAGGUGGAGGAGCAGAAAAGCCUGCAGACUGAACACACACGCCUGCGCAAGUCCCUCACAGAAAUGCACAGAGACCUGUUGAAGCUGAAGGAUGAAAAGUGUGAUCUGUAUGUACGAUAUGCUGCAGCAGUGGAGGAGAAAUCAGAAGUGAACAUUCGCUGCAGAGACCUCAACCUGCAGGUGUAUCAGCUGCAGUGUGAGUUGAGAAAGGCUCAGACGGAGACAGAUUUCCAGAGAAAUCGGUCAGUGAGGAGAAUGUCCUCCAGCGAGACACAGCAUCUGCGUGACGAGAUCAUCACACUGCGCAGACAACUGCAGCAAGCCGAGAACAUCACACCAGCGUGUCAGGACAUCCUGGCCCAGGAUUUGAAGGACGCGACGGAUCGGCGCACUGAACUCGCUGAAGAACUGCGGAGACUUCAAGAAGAGAAUGAGGCCCUAACGAGAGAGAGAAGCGAGCUGUUGGAGGAGAAGGACUGUCUCGCUCUGGAGGUACAGAAGUUGACUCUGGAUUGUGAGAUGUAUCAGCAGAAAAGCUCUGUCUUCCAGAACCAGUUUGGAGAGCUUCAGGCCGAGCGGGACCGGGCGUACCUGGCCCGUGACGAGGCGCAGGCCCAGAUUGCAAGUAGUCUGGCAGAGAAGGACACGCUGAGAGCACAGCUGGUGGAUCUCCAAGAGAAAAUCUUCACUCUCAGAGCACAGAAGACACAGAGAGACCCCAGCCAGUCCAGCGAGAGAUCGUUAAGCUGGGACAGCGGUAGCACCAUGAGCUGUGACGGUCCUCCAUCCAGCCCCCUGUAUCGACCCAAACUGCGCCGCAUGAAUGCCCUGCCGCCCAGCUGCUCCAACUGCUUCGACUACAGUAAACAGUACAGAGAUGAUGGCUUUAAUAGUGUGCGGUCCAGUCUGGUGGAGCCUCCCUGUUCAGACUCUCUGCGCAGGAGAGAAACAGACCCAGAGUUCAGUGACCACAGUCCGGAGUCAAGUGAUGAUUCUUUCUGUAUGCUGAACUUGGAGAGUGAUUUUGAGUUUCUUUGCAAAGGUGUCGCCUGUCUGUCUCCUGACUCCCCGGAAACACCUGGUGUGUCCCGGGUGUCAGCUCCUCCGUUCCUUGUGCGUUCUCGUCCUCAAGCCGUACGCAUCACCAGCCGAGCUCAGACUCUGUCCUUCCAGGGGGAGGCGCUGCUGAGCCAGCUGCAGGUCAUUGGCGGCAACAAGACGGGCGUCUUCGUCCAUAAGGUCACCGAUGGCUCAGCCGCACAUAGCAUUGGUAUCAGCCCCGGGGCACAGAUCCUGGAGGUGAAGUUCCAGAAGGAGCAGCGAGCUCUCCGGAUGCAUCUGGAAGAUUCCACCAUGGAGGAGGCUCUGUGGGCGCUUGGGCAGGUCAACGGACCCUGCAGCCUCUCACUGCGAACUAAACAAGAUGCCUAUCAGAAUCUUCUCCAGCAGCUGAAGAGCAGUGAGGUCACCUCAGGUGACUCCUUCUAUGUCCGAGUGAACAUGUCACUGGCAGGGGGCGGGACCGGGAUGCUGUCCAUCACCUGUAACACCAUCCUGCACGUGACAGACAGUCACUACACCCGUGACGGUUACUGGUGGGCAAGCCACGUCCACGACUGCCAGCUGAUGGACCAGAAGAGUGGGUGUGUGCCUAAUUUCUACAGGGCACAGAAGCAGUUAAUCAGAGCGAUUGAGGAUCUUUCCUUUCAACAUAAAGCACCCAAAAAGGUGGAGAGGGAGCAGAUGAAACAGAAGGCUGUGCGGAUUGUCAGUACAGCACGACAGGGCAGGAACCCGUUGUGGGUCAGUGUGGAGGAAGACAGCGACACAAACUCACCAAGCAAUGACGGUAAGCCUGGCUCUAUGAGCCUGAUGCCCUACACGCUGGUGACCCCUCAUUUCCCCCCUGUUUGUCGCCCUGUUCUCUUGCUUCCCACAAUCCUCAGAGGCAUCCUUCAUAAACGACUGGCUGAGCAGAAGGGCUACCAGCUGUUUGAGCCAGAGACUCUGAGUGCCUCUGAACACGCUGUGCGGAUGCAGAAGGGCGAGGUUCUGGAGGAGUGUGAGCCGAACACACACUGCUGUUAUACCGUGCAGGGAGUCGAGAAGAUCAUGAAACGCGGCACUCACUGUGUUCUCCCGCUGGGGUUGGAUUGUGUACGGCGGCUGCAUCGCGCUGGGAUUUUCCCCAUCAUCAUCUUCAUUGCAUCUACAGAACGUAGCGCUCGCAAAUUAAAACACAAACUUCGUCAGAACUUCAUCACAGAGACUCAGCUGCUCGAGUGUUCCUGGAGCGAGGAGCCUCUGCUGGACAAACUGCCCUGCUUGUACCGCACCGUUGCUCCUGAAAGCUGGAACGACAGCGCCGCUCUUCUGGACAACCUGCAGCGCAUCGUCCAGGAGGAGCAGCGCAAAAUUGUCUGGGUUGAGCCGGACCUCUGGUGAUAAACACUCGGUCAACACUAAACUGCAUUUAAUGAUAUACAGAACAUCAACAGCAGUGAAGGAGAAAAACAAAAACACUACAAAAUACAUUUUACUUUUUCACAUCAUCUGUAGGUCACAUGACCAUCAGGUGUCAAAAACAAGAUGUAGAUUCAUGCUGAACGUAUAGCAGUCUGGAUUAAACAGAAACAGGUCAUGUAUGAUGUUACACAUCUUUGGUGUAUGGUCCGUGAGGAAUUUAGUUCUUGGUUAAGAAUUAUUAUAAAUAAUGUUAAUGUGUUCAUUUCUGGUGUUGGUUUGGGGGCAAAACUGCACAAAAAAAAGUUAAUGUAUAAAAUAUUUGAAAAACAGCUUGCAUCAAAAAAAAAAAAAGGCUCUGAGUUGAAGUGAAGUGGAAAAAGUUCACUAAAGUUUAACUUCUGGUGUUUAAUAUUUAAUAUUUUUCGGCCUCUCUCUUUAAGAUGUAAAUUCUUCUUGUCUUACUUCAAUGACAUAUAGGUUAUAAGGUUUUGCUAGCGUGCAGUAAUCCCAGGAAUGAGACGUGUGUGUCUGUGUGUAUGUGCAUGUAUGUGUGUGUGUGUGUGUGUGUGUGUGUGUGUAUGUGUGUGUGCAUGCAUAGCAGGGAUUCCCCCCUCAUCAUACCUAAAUUUGUCCCAAACUUCAUUCCAGCAUGACACACACUCUUGAUGCUGUUCGAUUGUGCUGAUAGAGUUAAAUUCCAGAAUUUGUCCCAAUCUGAAGGUUCUUCUAACGCUCCUCAUGUUGAUCUAAUUUAAACUGUAUUAAAAUAUUUCCACCAUCAUCAUCAUGUCUAAUUGAAUAUCUGGACAUGUCUGCUGGAUUUAGUGUUCCUUUUUUUUUUAAAAUUUAUUAAUUAAAUGUGGUGUGUGUGUGUGUGUUUACUUUAUUGUAGUAUGUAAUAAACCUGACAGCUCUAAACAGA
Messenger RNA from Ictalurus furcatus (blue catfish), 4509 nucleotides. RefSeq names its product caspase recruitment domain family, member 14 (gene card14). Gene Ontology annotation, molecular function: protein binding. The transcript is spliced from 21 exons. Gene Ontology annotation, biological process: regulation of apoptotic process. The coding region runs from base 627 to 3566 and encodes 979 amino acids. NCBI's taxonomy places the organism in Eukaryota, Metazoa, Chordata, Actinopteri, Siluriformes, Ictaluridae. The record is from RefSeq and is a predicted model, not a curated record.